ACCCCCUCCUCACUGUGUGGAGAAAAACAUGGCGGGCAAGCGCUGAAACCUACAUUAGAAACAAAUUCAAACGUUACUAAGAAGUUUUGCAGCUUUGACAACAAGGAGCGAGGUCACUUUAAUUUGGACGCCAUCCCCUCUUGGCGGAGGAAAAAAAAAAAGGGCGCACUUCUGAUGAAGGGAGACUCAUCCAGAGAGGAAAAACGCCGACACACGGUUAUGAAGUUUUAAGUGUGACUGAGUUGUUAUCUGAUCCAAAUUAGUGGAGCAUGAGGAAACCUGUGCCACAAAAACCUUUAGAAUGGAAAGAUACCAGAAUAAUCAAGCAUCCUCGGAGUGGACGGCCCUCCCGAGUGCCCUCCGAGUAUCAAGGUCACUUCAGUUGGGAGAAGUAUCUGAAAGAGACUGGUGCUGUUGCUGCUCCUUCUUCCUGUUUCAAACAGAGUCUCACACCUCCAGUCAAUGAGUUCAAGGUGGGCAUGAAACUGGAAGCCCAGGACCCACGGAACACCACGUCCACCUGCAUCGCCACAGUGGUGGGCCUGACGGGCUCGCGACUUCGGCUGCGUUUAGACGGGUCUGACAAUAAGAACGACUUCUGGCGCCUGGUGGAUUCUUCAGAGAUUCAGCCAAUUGGUAGCUGUGAAAAGAAUGGAGGCAUGCUACAGCCUCCACUGGGUUUCCGUCUCAAUGCGUCCUCUUGGCCCAUGUUUCUUCUGAAAACACUAAAUGGUGCUGAAAUGGCUCCAUCUCGCAUUUUUCACAAGCAGGAGCCUCCCGCUCCAGAGCAGAACUCUUUCCAGGUGGGAAUGAAGCUGGAGGCAGUGGAUCGGAAAAAUCCACACUUUAUCUGCCCGGCAACAGUUGGUGCGCUGCGUGGAGUGGAGGUGCUGGUCACCUUUGAUGGAUGGCGCGGGGCCUUUGAUUACUACUGCCGCUAUGACUCGCGGGACAUCUUCCCAGUUGGUUGGUGUACCCUCACUGGAGACAACCUUCAGCCGCCCGGCACCAAAGCUGUGUUGCCUAAGAAUCUUGGAGUACUGACAGACGGAAGUGAGGAGAGCCCAGCAAUGAAUCCCACGCCCACUGUGGGUAGACCUCCAGGUCAGAGAGGACGUAAGUCAGGCCGCGGAAAAAUAAAAGUGACGAGCUCCUGGAGUCCAAAACCUUCUGCACUGGUAGCUCAGAACAUUCAAUCAGAAAGGGGGUUGGAGCCCAUCAAGAUCCCCAAGAAACGAGGACCUAAGCCUGGCAAUAAGCUGGGCUGGGCAAAAAGAGCUGGCUGGUUGGAGGAGGUCAUGGCUGGCCCCGGACGGCCCAGAGGCAGACUGGUUGCCAGUUGGGCACAAAGGAUAGCUCUGCAACAAGCCCAAGCUCAGGCAGAACUUAUAAAGAUGCCAAAGAAAAGAGGACCCAAACCUGGCAGCAAGAGAAAACCUCGAGUGAUACCCAAUCUAGUCCCUGCAUCUCCCACCAGCAGCACCCCGGAGCCAGACACCAGCACUGUACCCCAAGACAACGCCACCAUCCCCAACUCUGCACUACAGGCUCCCACAGUUUGUGUGUACCUGAAUAAGUAUGGCAAAGUGGGACCCCACCUGGACCAGAGGCGUAUCCAGCACCUUCCAGAUCACUUUGGUCCAGGUCGAGCCUCCUCAGUUCUUCAGCAGUGUGUUCAAGCUUGUGUGGACUCGGCCUACAACCAGGGUUCCGUCUUCUCCUGCCUCAAGUCUGGACAAGGAGGCGAGGUCAUUUCAGCCUUCUUUGACAAGCAGCAGCACACCCUGACACUCCCUACAGUCAGCAGCGUCACCUACGUUCUCCGUUUCCUGGAAAAACUCUGCCACAACCUUCACUGUGACCCUCUGUUUGGCAGCCAGCCUGUAGCCAGAGGAAAUCUGCACUACGACAGUCACUCAUACACUACAGAGAGAAGACGUUUUGGAAACAGUCUGACCACAGGCCCAGGCCAAAGCACCAAGCACUUCCAUCGGGACUUCAACGGUUCCCUCUCUCAGAAACAUGCAAAAAUCCCUCGACACUCUACUAAUGGCGAGCCUUUCAGUGAGAGCACUGUUGCAGCACCAGAGCACUUGAAGAAGAUUUCUGCUUCCCCAAAUUCUCCAGGAUUGAUCAGAUCACCUUCCAAACUGCUGCAUCAUAACAGCUCCACAGGUUCAGGCAGUUUUCGAGAAAGCCCCAGGCCCAGCAGUCAGGAUCCGAAUCUGUGGACUGUAGAGGAAGUCAUGAAAUAUAUUCGAGAUAUUGACCCGGUGCUAGCUCCACAUGCUGACCUCUUCAGAAAACAUGAUAUUGACGGUAAAGCCCUCUUGUUGCUGCGCAGCGAUGUGAUGAUGAAAUACAUGGGUUUGAAACUUGGCCCCGCCCUCAAGCUCACCUUCCACAUCGACAAACUCAAGCGAGCUUGAGGAAGACGUCAACCAGCUGCAGCCUUCAAAAAGGCUUUCCUGUCACCCCAGCUCCCAUUUCUGGAGCCAGUAUAGCAUGCACUUCAUAUCAGACAUACUGUGUACUGACACAUGUAGCAACU
This is a messenger RNA of Nematolebias whitei (Rio pearlfish), 2551 nucleotides long. Its product is annotated as polycomb protein SCMH1. Gene Ontology annotation, cellular component: nucleus. Gene Ontology annotation, molecular function: protein binding. NCBI's taxonomy places the organism in Eukaryota, Metazoa, Chordata, Actinopteri, Cyprinodontiformes, Rivulidae. The coding region runs from base 270 to 2429 and encodes 719 amino acids. The transcript has 17 exons. Gene Ontology annotation, biological process: regulation of DNA-templated transcription. The record is from RefSeq and is a predicted model, not a curated record.